Leptosia nina is the source of this 231-nucleotide messenger RNA. NCBI's taxonomy places the organism in Eukaryota, Metazoa, Arthropoda, Insecta, Lepidoptera, Pieridae. The record is from the annotation of a GenBank genome assembly.
AUGCGCCCCGAGCAGCUCCGUUUAGGCGAAGUCGCGCCAGCACAAAGCGAGCUGGAAAAGCCUAAGGCUCUAGCACAGAUUGCGCCGCGCAUUGUUCCUCUUUCGGAUAUUACGCGAGUGCCUCGGCGCGAAGACGUCUCGAAUGUGACAAAUAAUGCUUCUCUCGACCUGCUUCGUGCGCGUGCUUUGAAUAUUAAUCAUAGCACAAACGGCUAUAGAGUACAUAUCUGA